Protopolystoma xenopodis is the source of this 879-nucleotide messenger RNA. Lineage: Eukaryota; Metazoa; Platyhelminthes; Monogenea; Polystomatidea; Polystomatidae. The record is from the annotation of a GenBank genome assembly.
AUGAGCCUUGAGUUUGUAUUAGACAGGCUCCUGCCACGUCUAGUUGGCCUACCGUCCAGCCAGUCGGAGCCCUCCAACACGCCUUCCAAUAUCCUCGUCGAUGAACCUGUUCCUUUGAAAGAAUGUUUGCCUCAACAGUCUCGUAUUCCAUAUUCGCGUCAAUUCGGCAUCUCUCCCGAUCAUCCGGAGCCUUCUUGUACCGAAUGCCGCCCAGUUACCACUCGGGAGCAACUGUCCCUUUCGUCUUGUUCCUUUCCUCUUCCGCUCAGUAUCACCUCAACCCAACUUGGUUUUCAACACCAUCUUACGAGACCUUUGAUAAGAGCUUUGUCUCUUCUAGGACCCCGGCUUCCUAAUAUCUUAUUCAAUAGUAGCCGACCUCUUGGCGUCGGGAUUCUCCCUCCUAGCUUCUCUUCUAUCAGCUCUACGAAGACAUUAGACACUACUUCAUGUGCGGCUGGCAUCAACUCGACUAAUCUCCCCAACGGUUGUAUCGGUGAUCGCAUCACUCCUAAAAUUGUCGGCAGUGUAUGCAACUCAUUGGACGUUGGAUUUUCCUCACCACAUACUCUCAGUCGAUUCGAGCCUGGUUCAGGUACUCGCUAUAAGCCGCGCCGUCGUCGAGCUCAACAACCCAGGUCCAAUAUGGCUUCUAGCCCCAGCGAAGCCAAUGCCACUCCGAAUGUUGCUGCAAUCGCGUUUGGAGAUAGAAUACCGAUUAAUUACUCUUCACAAGUGCCGUCUGCCGAUCCAACAUCCUUCAGCUCUAAAAAAGAAGUCCUAACGCUCCAAAGCAAACUUUGGGCCCUAGAUGAGCGAAGAGCCAGCUAUCUGUCACAGGUACACUUUAAUGAUAGUCUAUUCUUACCCGUCUUUUAG